Messenger RNA from Aedes aegypti (yellow fever mosquito), 1288 nucleotides. RefSeq lists its product as uncharacterized. The coding region runs from base 617 to 1117 and encodes 166 amino acids. Gene Ontology annotation, biological process: sleep; regulation of synaptic transmission, cholinergic; positive regulation of voltage-gated potassium channel activity. The transcript is spliced from 5 exons. NCBI's taxonomy places the organism in Eukaryota, Metazoa, Arthropoda, Insecta, Diptera, Culicidae. The record is from RefSeq and is a predicted model, not a curated record.
GUUGUCGGUCGGAAGAUUUGCAACAGGUAUAUUUAUUGGUACCCAGGGCUGCGAGAGGGAACGUUACUGGGUCAUCGCGAGCGUGUUGGUGCAGAAUAUGCAGUUAGAUUUCAUUCCGGGUGGCACGAGAAAGUCAACCGAGAGUGUGAGAAGAAAUCGGCUUCGCGGAGGAAAGUUUUCUCCUGGUGCGGAACACGGAAUACCAAACGGGUGAUACCUAGGUGCAUUACUGAGAGAAAGCAACCGUUUUGGUCGAAGGAAAAUAAAAUUUAAGGAAAGAAACCGAGAAGCAGGUGCCGGCUUUUUGGCAGUGGCUGUGAAUUAUGAUUGAAGUGUGCCUUUUCAGAAUGUGAAUGUAUGAAACGGAGUUCGCCUAAUUAAAAAUUUCAAUUUAUUGUUUUACUCGAAAAAAAAGUGCACAACUUCAUAAAGAAACCGUUUGUUAAAUCCGUCCAUUUAGCGGUUUAGAGCCGGCUUCUCGCACAUGCCCGUCGGUUGUGGUGACUAACGGGAACAAAACGGGAAAUUACGCUCCGAGUGCAGCAGCAACAGCUCUGGUCAUUCCCGUUGACUUGGUGCAACACGUUAGAUUCGCAGUACCCCCGAGUCGUUUGCGAUGGAUAAGCAAACCGUGGCACUUACCACAAUAUUUCUGUUGUUGGUCUUAGAACUCAACGCCGCCCUCGGAAUCAAAUGCUUCCGGUGUACGGUAGCUCCGCCCAAUCGCUACGCCGCAAACAGUACAAAAACGCAGCUGUGUUCGAAAUUUGACCACUCCGAUUACUACGCCGUAGACUGUCCGUGGUCUACGAUGUGCGUGAAGCGAAUUUUCAAAAUCCAGCUGAUGAACCGCGAACAGGAGACCAUCAGCCGCGACUGUGCCCAACAGAAGAAAACCGAACAGAUCUACAAAAAUGGUAACUGGACCAAAGAGCACCACAUAGAAGAGCCCUACGAGGAGGGCUGUCAAACGAUAGACGACUCCACGUACUGCUUCUGCCGGGGGUCGAUGUGCAAUGCGGCGACCAAGGUGGAAAAGAACAGCUACCACACGGAUGCGAUGGCGGUCAUAUUUGUGUUCAACGUGAUGAAGUACAUUAGGAACAUAGAGUACUGACAGGGCGGAUGGCUAGGUUUCGUUUCUACGUUAAAAAAUCAUAGGUUAGGCAUAACUUAAUUGCUUUUUUGACUGAACACUUAAGUCACUAACGAGAAUAUUUUUUGUUUGUUAAACAGUUGUUUUAUGCUCGAAAUUGAUGUGAUAUAAUAAAUAAGUAGGAAUUAUUGU